Phacochoerus africanus (Common warthog) is the source of this 3367-nucleotide messenger RNA. RefSeq names its product reticulophagy regulator 1 (gene RETREG1). Gene Ontology annotation, cellular component: endoplasmic reticulum membrane. Bases 166 to 1644 code for a protein of 492 amino acids. Gene Ontology annotation, biological process: negative regulation of neuron apoptotic process; reticulophagy. The record is from RefSeq and is a predicted model, not a curated record. The transcript has 9 exons. NCBI's taxonomy places the organism in Eukaryota, Metazoa, Chordata, Mammalia, Artiodactyla, Suidae.
CCCGGGAGGCGCCCCGCCUCGGCCGGGGCUGACGUCACAAGGCACCCAGCCGCCCGCGCCCCGCGGUGCGCGCCCCGCACCAGGACCCGCCGCCCUCUCUGCGCGACACCCAGGCACGCCCGCGCGCGUGCCCGUGCCCGUCCCCGCCCGCCAGCGCCGCUGAAGAUGGCGAGCCCGGCGCCCAAGGAGCCAGCCGCGCAGGGAUGCCCGGCUCCCGCCGCAGCGGAGCAGGCGCCGCCGCCCCGGGCUCCCGCCGAGGAGCAGGAGAAAGAAGCGCCAGAGGAAGGGGCGGCGGCGGCAGCGGGCGCGGGGCCGCAGGUGGAGGAGGCCGCAGGCGGGGUGGCCGCCACGGUGACCUGGCUGCUGGGGGAGCCCGUGCUGUGGCUGGGCUGCCGCGCCGACGAGCUCCUGAGCUGGAAGAGGCCGCUGCGCAGCCUGCUUGCCUUCAUCGGGGCCAACCUGCUGUUCUGGUUCCUUGCCCUGACUCCGUGGAGAGUGUAUCACCUGAUUUCCGUCAUAAUACUUGGGCGUGUUAUUAUGCAAAUAAUAAAGGAUAUGGUUUUGUCUAGAACAAGAGGUGCACAGCUGUGGAGAAGCCUCAGCGAAAGCUGGGAAGUUAUCAAUUCCAAACCAGAUGACAGACCCGGGCUCAGCCACUGUAUCGCAGAAUCAUGGAUGAAUUUCAGCAUAUUUCUUCAAGAAAUGUCUGUUUUUAAACAGCAAAGCCCUGGCAAGUUUUGUCUCCUGGUCUGCAGUGUGUGCACAUUUUUCACCAUCUUGGGAAGUUACAUUCCUGGGGUUAUACUCAGCUAUCUACUGUUAUUGUGUGCAUUUUUGUGUCCACUGCUUAAGUGUAAUGAUAUUGGACAAAAAAUAUACAGCAAAAUCAAGUCAUUUCUCCUGAAACUAGAUUUUGGAAUCAGAGAAUACAUUAACCAGAAGAGACGUGAGAGAUCUGAAGCAGAUAAAGAAAAAAGUCACAAAGAUGACAGUGAAUUAGACUUUUCAGCUCUUUGCCCUAAGAUUAGCCUCACUGCUGCCGCCAAGGAGUUGUCUGUGUCUGACACGGACGUGUCCGAAGUCUCCUGGACUGACAAUGGGACCUUCAACCUUUCAGAAGGAUACACUCCACAGACAGACACUUCUGAUGAUCUUGACCGACCUAGUGAGGAAGUUUUCUCUCGAGACCUUUCAGAUUUUCCAUCUCUAGAAAAUGGCAUGGGAACAAAUGAUGAGGAUGAAUUAAGCCUUGGCUUGCCCACUGAGCUCAAGAGAAAAAAGGAACAGUUGGACAGCGGUCCCAGACCAAGCAAAGAGAGGCACUCAGCCGCUGGUCUCACCCUUCCUCUGAGCAGUGACCAAACCUUCCACUUGAUGAGCAACCUGGCUGGGAAUGUCAUCACCGCUGCAGUGACGGCCGCCAUCAAAGACCAGUUAGAGGGCGCGCAGCAAGUGCUGACUCAGGCUGCACCCAGCCUGGGGGAGGACACAGACACUGAGGAAGGGGAUGACUUUGAACUCCUUGACCAGUCAGAGCUCGAUCAAAUUGAGAGUGAACUGGGACUUUCACAAGACCAGGAAGCAGAAACACAGCAAAAUAAGAAGUCUUCAGGCUUCCUUUCAAAUCUACUCGGAGGCCAUUAGUCUGGGAAUCAGCUUGUAUCACAGAGCACAGAUAAACUACCAAAAAAUUUCAAACAAGCAAAAAAAAGAAAAAAAGAAAAAAAAAAGAAAAAAAAUCUUUUUGAACUGUGAGCUUUACUGAUUACUUUAGAAUUUUUUGGUCUCCCCCCCUUCUGCAGUGAAUUAAUUGGAUAUAUAUCAGCUGACACUGAUAGAUUGAUAUUUCUGAUAGUUAUUUUUAUGUAAGGAGCAUGGAAAUGAACUUUAUAUAUGUGUGUAUAUAUAUGUACUUACUGUGUUGUCAGAGUUGAAUGAUAGAGGUUGUUUUUAAAGCAAAAAGAAAACACCUAAUUGAGAUCCUCCCAUAAGUAUUCCUUAUUUUUUCUUCACAGUUUUUCAAGCAUGCAAAAACAGUUUAUUGUAACUCAUUGAAAUAUUAACAAUUAAUUGCGAAUACAUGCUAUAUCGGCUCCUUUGUUCCUAAUACCAGAGAAAAAUUGUGGUAGAUUUUGACGUAAAAAGACAAAAAUUAUCAUCAAGUUCUCUUUGGCUGAAAGAUUUGGAAGAUACUCUUAAAUUUAAUUUGCUAGGAAAACAUUUAAAAGUAUAUCUAACUCCUUUGGGUAGGCUGAUACAUUUCCAUGUCAUUUCUGCAGUUAUAGACUUUGAGCUUCCGUGUCAAUGGCAUGCUCCAUUGACUGCCAGCUCUCGUCUUGCAGUGGGUGAUAUUAACCCAUAGAAGGCAAGUAAUUCUAUCUCACGUAGACGGAAGUUUUGGUAUAAACAGAGAUGGGGCUGUGCUGUUCAGUUGUCAUCUAUUUGUAAUAGGGAUGUUGUGAGUACCUGCUCAGAACUAGGUUCAACCCUCACCUUUCAUAUUAUGGGAAAAUGUCUCUUAAAGUUGUGAAACUAGUUCCUGGUAUGUUCUAUGAGUGUCAUCAGCAGUAGAGAAACAGUAACUGUUUUCAUAGUCUGUAUCCAUUCUCCUGCAGGGGAGCAACUUGCCUGGCUUUCAGGUACAUUUCUUUGCCAUUAAAAUCUAAAUCUGUCAUCUGUUUCUUCUUAGGAAGCUAGAACAUAUUUUUCCUUUAUUUUAAACUUUCUCGGUCACUUUUAAAUAACCAAAUUUGACUUAGGUUUUGAACAAAAGACUAAAGAGCAGAAAUCAAACUAAUUUUUGUGUUUGUGAUAGAAACUUUUAAUAGCCUUGAGGGACCAUGUCAGCCACUACCAACCAUCCCUUCAAUCUUCAGGUACAGCUGGCAUUUUGACAGAUGCAUGCUGACAUCUGAGACCCUCAGAAAGGAAGGAUAAUCCAAGAACAUAGGAAUCUGUGAUCCCCUCCCUUUACUUUAUCCCUUUCCUUAACUGUCUAAAGACUAGUCAGAUGGGUCGUCUGACAUUUUAAUGUAGCAUCUCAUAUUUAUUUUUUCUUUCUGAGGUAUUAAAACAUCUAGACUGAAUUUUGCCAAAUGUUAAAGGGAGAGAAGUUACUGAAGGCUCUGCAUACUUGCUUUUUGUGAUUGACGAUGCUUCUGUGUCAUUAGUGCCUCAUGACUGUGUUUGAUGUCCUUUAUUGAUAUGAAGUGAGUCUGUGCCUUCAUCAUCUUGCCCAUUUUGGUACAAAUGAAAAACCUGGUGUUAGAUCUAUGAACUGUAUGGGUUCGGGAGGAACAUACCUGAAUUCUAUUCAGUAAGAGUUUCUGGACAUGAAGAAAAAAUACAGUCACGUAUUUAUAAAAUA